This is a messenger RNA of Helobdella robusta, 1566 nucleotides long. RefSeq lists its product as hypothetical. NCBI's taxonomy places the organism in Eukaryota, Metazoa, Annelida, Clitellata, Rhynchobdellida, Glossiphoniidae. The transcript has 4 exons. Gene Ontology annotation, molecular function: structural constituent of ribosome. Gene Ontology annotation, biological process: translation. The record is from RefSeq and is a predicted model, not a curated record. Gene Ontology annotation, cellular component: mitochondrion; ribosome; mitochondrial large ribosomal subunit. Bases 1 to 1530 code for a protein of 509 amino acids.
AUGUUUAAAUUUAGUAAUACGAGUUUAAAUUUUUUCUGUCGCAAAGCGGUUAAAACCAGAAUUGACAGUUUUAUUUCGAACCCCUCAAGGACUUUGGCAUGUAACCAGCAGAGCCAAAGCCUCUCAACCCUAGCAAAUCCUACUGACCCAUCUGUAUCUGAUGUGUCUCAUGUUUCUCAGGAAGAAGAGUCGUUGUACCCCCCUAUUAAACCAAAGUAUCCUGCGGGUAGAUGGAAAAAUAUAAGUGAGGAAUCUGCAUGGAAAAUACAUGAAAUUUCACAUAGUAUUCUUCAAAUACCCAAAGCUAAAGAACGUCUGGAAUUUUUAGCAGGUGAAGAUGAUAGAACGCUGUGGCUUGUUGCACCGUUAGCUCCCAGGCCUAAUAAUUUAAGUUAUCAAAAAAUCCUCACUAAAUCACACAUAAUGCCCGAUUAUCCAAAUUUGCUCAAAUCAGUAAACGUGAAUGGGGACAUUCUUAGUGAGAGCAUGUCUUUGAUAGAUGACCUUCAUCACUUGGAAAGUAUUUCUGUGAACCAUGGCUACAGCAAAUUAUCUAGGACUAUAAAUCCAAACUUUGAUGAUCAACAUUUACACAACUUCCUUGUUUCAUCUAUCAAAUCAUUAGUUGCAUUUUUAAGUGGUAAAAAUGAACAUUUAUUGAGAUGUGAAAUUGAUGAAAAUGUUAGAGUUGAAUCAUUUUGGAGAGUGACAGGGUUUGAAGGGGAUAAAAAAAGUUGUGAUGGUUCCUGGGAUAUAGUCAAGACAGUGAAUGAUAUUGAUGCAGGAGUCUUACAGUUCCAGUACAGACACAAUGCUAAUUUACAAAUCAGAACUGAACUGCCGCUAAACCAGUUUGUGUCAAUGGAUGACAACACUUGCAUCGCACAGGAUCCAUACAUUCCCAUGCAUGCUCCUGAAUUUGUAGGGAUUAAAUCCAUCAAAGAUAGGCCAGUCAAUGUUUCUGGCCACUGGAUAGGCAGUCCAUGCGAGUUCACAACGUGUUCUGUUCACCUGAUGCCAAGUCAGUUUGUUGAUAAGUUUCUCGAAUAUGGUAGUGAAUAUUUGAGGGAGGCAGAAGAGCUCAUGGCCCUCACAACAAUGUUUGGCUCAUGUCUUGCUCAGGCUCACAACCAAGGUUUUUGUGACAUGCUGGAUUUGACAUAUCCGAUAACAACUCAAAGCGUGAUAGUUAAUAAAGAAUAUGUAAGAUUUGCAUGCUACCAAUUGAACACACUGCAAAUGUGGAAUGACGCCAACCCUUUACAAAACCUCAUGUGGAUAUCAGAACCAGUCAGUAUGCUUUCCAAGUCAUCAGAUAAUGCCCAGACACUCAGUAAACAGUUUGUAGAAUUCUUGUUAAGAUCGAUUCUUAUCAAGCCUCACGAUCGAGAAAUAAACUUGAGGCCGUAUCUUCCUGAUGAGGAAUCUCCGGUUAAAACGAAAUUUACAAUCAACUUCAAAGGUGAAAAACCUUUUGAACACCCCGUUAUUGGCAGGUGGCAAUAUCCAAAGCGCUCUAUAUAUUUUUAAUUUUUUUAUUUAUUUGAUUAAUAACUGAAGUUUUUA